CGAGUUUCUGUUUAUUCUGCAAAUGCGAAUGUAUUGUGCGUAGGCCCUAAGUUAUUUUUUAACUAACUACACAUAUGUCACUUUUUAAAAAUUUGAGAAUAUGUUGUUGAAAUUUGGAUAAGAAAACGUAUUCAAUUUAAUAUUUAGAACCAAUUUCAAGUUUUUAAGUGGUCUAUGAGUGCUUCUUGAAAAACCUCGACAUCUGUUAAAAUUUUCAUAUUCAGUGCGCCACCUUUCACUAUCUUUCCGUUUUCUUCUUCGUUGAUAAAAAAAUCUAAACUCUAUUUUGUAUUCAAGCGCGUAAUUCUCAUAAGGCAAUAACUGCUUUUUAUCCGUACUGAAAAAAUGGCUCGAGGUCAACAAAAGCUUCAAUCACAGGCUAAAGCAGCUGAAAGAGCAGCUAAAGUGAAGAAACAACAAGGCCAUAGUGCUAAUGACCAAAAAAAAGCUGCCCAAAAAGCUCUUGUGCAUGUUUGCAUUGUUUGCAAGGCCCAAAUGCCAGAUCCGAAGACGUAUAAACAACAUUUUGAAAACAAGCAUCCCAAGAAUGACUUGCCAGAUGAUUUAAAGAAUAUAUGAGGGUAGAGACUCUUACGAAAUAAAAGUAAAACAGGCGUGCAAAGAAAUAAUGAGUUUAUAAUGCCAGUUCAUGCGACUAACUGACAAAAUGUGAUCUAGAUUUUAACAAUAAAUUUUAAUAUUGCUUCUGCCGAAGCUUAAAAUAUUCUUCACAAUUUGAGAAUUAAAUUCUCACACUCUCAAACCCCUAUAAGAAAAUAAUUUGACAAACUAUUCUUACGUUAAUUAUGAUUGGGUGGUGUUUAAUUUUUCAAUUUCCCAAGAGAUUAUAUAUUUAAUAUUUUGCAAUUUUUUUCUUUGUCACGGAAAUAAAGUUGUUCGCAUGAACGGGAAACUAUUUUGCUGAGUGAAAUUAGUGAAAUUGAUGCAGAAAUUUUGAGAGGACUUUAUUCGGUAAAAAAACAAACGACACGUAGAUAAACGAAUUUAUGAAUUUGACAGAAUAUUGGAGACAGUUUGAAAUGGAUGUUUCGAGCAACAAAAUUUGUAGUGAUUGUUGCAAGAAAAAUGUUAAACUGGAGUUGACUCGCAAAUUUGUUGCAUAUACCCAUAGCUUAUUAGAUUCAACGUCCUUUAAAGUACAAUUUUAGAAAUUCAAUUUCUCUUACUGAUUGACAUACUACAUUUGUACGCCUAUGCACGCCUACUUGCAUACAAAUACUGCCGGGAUUGGAUUCUGUCAAAUUACUUUUUAAGGAUUUGCGAUCCAAUACAGUCCAUUUUUAAUUUAUUCAACUACUGCCGCAUUCUUGAAAAUCGCUGUCUUUUUGAAAUUUAUUCUUUUCACACUCGGCUUUUAACUAUUUCAUUUUUAAAUAUAAUUGUAUUUUUACACUCGAAAUAUUCGCCUUCUUUCUUUCAAACAUUUUGACAGUCACAAGAGUUUUUAAAUAAUUUGUCUUAUUUCUUGUGAAAUUUUCACGAAAAUAACCAGUAGUAUUUAAUAAAAUUACUAAACUAAGAUGAAUCAUUUUCAUUUAAAUUGCUUUUACAGAAUUAACUAUCGAAAUGAUAUAUAAGUUGAAGUAGAAUUGAAAAUCUAAUUUCCCGAGAUCUUGUAGAGACCUUUCUGGAUAUUUAACUCAGAAAAGAAUUUUUAAAAAUUCAAUUUAAUGGUAAGAUCGACGAAACAUUCUAUUAAAUACAUAUUUACCUGUGGGAUUAUUAUAUGCAUCAUGUAUCUUGUGCUACUCUAAUUAUAGAAUUUUACACCAGAA
Messenger RNA from Leptopilina boulardi, 1796 nucleotides. RefSeq names its product zinc finger protein 706-like. Bases 346 to 579 code for a protein of 77 amino acids. Lineage: Eukaryota; Metazoa; Arthropoda; Insecta; Hymenoptera; Figitidae. The transcript is spliced from 3 exons. The record is from RefSeq and is a predicted model, not a curated record.